AUCAACUUCAAAUUGUAUCUGAGAGAUCAGCCCAGGACCUAGGGGCAGAGACAUCAGUUGGAGCUCAAUUGUUGAUCUGAUCACAUCCGACGGACUUGCCGCAAAAGAGAAGCUGAGAUUUAAAGACGAGCAUUUCCCAUUCUCAUUCGGUGCUGCCUGAGAGAGAGAGAGAGAGAGAAACUCUUUCACUUCUUGCUUUGGUGGGCUAUUUGUUUUUGCCCUGUUUUGGCUUCCGACGUGGCGAAGGAGAUGUCUUUCCCCCAGCUGGGUUACCCGCAGUAUUUGAGUGCCUCCCAGGCGGUGUACGGAGGCGAUCGCCCGGGAGUGUUAACUCCGUCGUCCCGCGGAGGGAGCGCAGAGAUCGGGGGAAGCGCGUCCGCGGCGGCCGCUGCCGUGUCCUCGGUGUUGGGCAUGUACCCGUACGCACACAACUACAGCGCCUUUCUGCCUUACACCAGCGCCGAUUUGGCUCUUUUCUCCCAAAUGGGAUCUCAGUAUGAUUUAAAAGACAGCCCUGGCGUUCACCCUGCGAGCUUUGCUGCCCACACGAGCCCUGCCUUCUAUCCCUACGGCCAGUUCCAGUAUGGAGACCCUUCCAGGCCUAAAAACGCCACACGGGAGAGUACCAGCACUCUGAAGGCCUGGCUCAACGAGCACAGGAAAAACCCCUAUCCCACCAAAGGCGAGAAGAUCAUGCUGGCCAUCAUCACCAAGAUGACCCUCACGCAAGUGUCCACCUGGUUCGCCAACGCCAGAAGGAGACUCAAGAAGGAGAACAAGGUGACAUGGGGCGCCAGAAGUAAAGAAGACGAAGAUGGCAAUAUUAUAUUUGGGAGCGAUACUGAGGGGGACGCCGAAAAGAACGAAGAUGAAGAGGAAAUAGAUUUGGAGAGCAUAGAUAUCGAUAAGAUUGACGACAACGACGGAGAUCAAAGCAACGAGGAGGAUGAGGAAAAGCGCGGGGAGCUCGAGAGCUUGCGGGAGAAACGGCGCGCGCUCGCGCUGGAGGCUCACGAGGCCUUCGAGAAAUCCAAAUCAAACGUCAUUUCUGCCGGCAAAGAGCCGUCUGACGGAAACAACAACAACACCAGGGUUCUGUCACCGGGCCGACAGGGAGGUUUUCAAGUUCCGGUUAGCAAUAAGCCCAAAAUAUGGUCGUUAGCAGAAACCGCAACCAGUCCAGAUAGCUCGCAAAAACCUACGUCACCCUCUGUUCCCGCCACUCCCGCGGGCACACACCCGGCCUUCCUGCCCAACCACGGACUGUACACGUGCCAGAUUGGGAAGUUCCACAACUGGACAAAUGGCGCGUUUCUGGGCCAAAACUCCCUGCUGAACGUCCGAUCUUUCUUGGGCGUCAAUCAGCAUCAUCAUAAUCAUAAUCACCCUGUUCACUCACAGCAGCAGCAGCAGGCCUCGACCCUGGCAGCCGCGAACAGUGACAAGGCGCCAGAAGACCUCAGUCCAAAACACAUAGAUCGUGAAAAUGUCAUCAGAAAUGAAUCGCCAACGCAACCUUUAAAGUCAUCGUUUCGUCCUCUUCACGACAGCCCAAGAAACCAGCAGGAAUCAACACAGAGGGUCCUAACAGCUCUCUCUUCCGCUUGAUCAAGACAUUUGCCCCGCAAAAAGGACUGAUGGCACUCAUAAUGGGACAAUGAAAACGAAAUCAAUUCAGCAUAGCAUUCAGUUACUCUAAAACAAAUGCCCGAGUUUGAUUAGCACCCGGUGGAGAUGUAUAUAAUGACACCUGUGAUCCCUUCCUUACCGUGGGACAUUGGUAGGCUUAUUUUGUCUUUAUGUGUUGGUGUUUUCCUUUAAGGUGACCCACAUUUGUAAAUAGUGAGUUGACGGAGUUUGUCCAGAUCAUAUAUUUUGUCUAAUAAACUAAAUGAAAUUAUAGACACAUGCAAA
Molecule: messenger RNA, 1914 nt
Organism: Pimephales promelas (fathead minnow)
Lineage: Eukaryota; Metazoa; Chordata; Actinopteri; Cypriniformes; Leuciscidae
Gene: irx1a
Product: iroquois homeobox 1a
Biological process (GO): neuron differentiation; regulation of transcription by RNA polymerase II; cell development
Cellular component (GO): nucleus
Molecular function (GO): DNA-binding transcription factor activity, RNA polymerase II-specific; RNA polymerase II cis-regulatory region sequence-specific DNA binding
Source: RefSeq, a predicted model, not a curated record